UAUCUCUCACUUCUCCUCCACCUCUCUCACUCAGAGGAGAGGUGAUGUGCUUUUCUCUCUCGUUUCUGAUCCAUCAACGAACUCAACGCGUAAUUAAGUCGAUUACGCAUUUUGAGAGCGCGAGCUGAUUCAUCCGACUUGAAGCUAUCACUCACGUGUGCAGGAGCAAGAUAGCGCGCAAAACGCAGCGCGUAGAGCGCCCGACGCUGUCCGGGCUGGGCGCAAGAACGCGCGCAGUCGCGGCCGGCAUCCUCGGCGUGGCCAUGGUGCUGGUUCUGGUCAUCCUGAUCCCGGUACUCGUGAAUGCGGCUGGAACAGAUGUACGCUACGAAACGCUUAGCGCCUGCAGGAUGGUCUGUGAUCCCUAUGGCACCAUUAAGCCACCGGCGCGCGCCACCGGGAGCGACCCGCGCUCUCUUCAGCCUCCGACAACAUUUCUCCGCGGUCCGAAAGGGGAACCGGGACGCACCGGGCGCAUUGGCCCAAGGGGUGAGCCAGGUCCACCAGGACCACCCGGCCCGCCGGGAAUAGUCGGAAAUCCAGGACCGCCCGGGUUACCUGGACCUCCAGGAGUGAUCGGUGUGAGCGGUGGUGUUGUAAACGCGGCCACAUACACCACUGUACCCAAAGUCGCUUUUUACGCAGGGCUCAAAAAGCAGCACGAAGGCUACGAGGUCCUCAAGUUCGACGAUGUUGUCACCAACCUGGGUAACCACUACGACCCGACAACCGGCAAGUUCACCUGCUCCAUCCCGGGAAUCUAUUUCUUCGUGUAUCACGUGCUCAUGCGGGGAGGCGACGGCACGAGCAUGUGGGCUGAUUUGUGCAAAAAUAACCAGGUGAGGGCGAGCGCCAUCGCUCAGGAUGCGGAUCAGAACUAUGACUACGCCAGCAACAGCGUGGUGUUACACUUGGAGCCCGGAGACGAGAUCUACAUCAAGCUGGACGGCGGCAAAGCACAUGGAGGGAACAACAACAAAUACAGCACUUUCUCUGGGUUCAUGAUUUACGCCGAUUAACACGUGACAAGACUUGAUGCUUACAUGAAUGUUAAUCUACAAGGGUUUUUUUCCCACUCAGAGAGAUUUAAAUGAAAGGCUGCAAAUAAAUGCAGAUACAUCAUGCAAUUACAGUACAGUGUUCACUUGUGAUUAUAAGUUGUCAUCUUUAAAGCUGGACACGAUGGUAUGGUACUAUAGCUUAACGUGUGAAAUCCUUUAAAAGGCUCAUUUUGUGGUGAAAAGGGUCAGUUGGACGUAGCGACUUUAAACGUGUAAUGACUUCAUCAAGAGAUAGAUUUUAGACAAAUCACUGUGAGUUAUGCAGAAAAAAGUGUUAAGGAAUCAUGUUGUGUUUUAUUUGUUGGUCAGUUUUAGAGCUUCAACAUGCAAUCGAUCGCAGGUUGUUGAGCUCCACUUCAAAUCACUUCUGGUGAGACCAAAUACUUAAAAAUGUUUCUGCCGGUUACGAGUUGAACCAACAAUGAUUUGCUUUACCUCAUUCGAUCUCUGUAUUGCUUUCUUAUUGAAUAACAUAAACUUUGUGCAAUCUACACUAAAAUAAAUGUAACAUCUCUACUGCUGAUCUUCCAAAGUGUUAUUGUUAAGGGUCAGAAAAAGGACAGAUCGUCAUCUUCCUAAUGCUUUUUAAGAAUUCAGGUUCAUAAAUUCAAAUCUUGAUGAUACCUUGACAAGGAGCCAAAAAAAAAAAGGUCCUUGAGCCUGCGCUCUGGGUACAGAGUGAACGUUGUAUCCCUGUCAAUCACAACGACACUAGCCAAUCAUGUGCAUCUAUGAGAUCGGGUAUGCGGAAGAGGGCAGAUUGCACGUUCCUCUAAGUGUGUUAUGCUGCACUGUGAUACAGCAUGUGCAUGUGGAUGGCUUCACGUGUCUCAGAGGAAGCACGUGUUAGCAUUCACCCUACACAGUUGGUGGCCAUCAUAUGUCGUUGUCUGGACAACAAAAGACAUCACUGUAAUGAACAUCCUCCAGAAUUUCCAGUGCAAACUCCAAAAAAGAUCCCUGUACAAUCCUUGGACAUUUAAUAAAACUAAAACACUAUCACUGACCUGUAAAUGGACAAAGGACUGUGAGAACAAGUUAACAAGAAUUUUUUUUAUAGCAUUUAUUUCCUUUCUUGUAAUUUAUUCAAAGUGUUUAUUCGGAGUUUCACAUAUAGUGGAUAUAAAUCAUCAAAUCAUUGUGUUUCCAUCUGAGAACCAAAACGACACCUCAUAUAUGAAACGAUACUGACUAAUGAUUAUUAACUGAUGUUUAAGCAGCAGUGAUUCAGGGUUAAAGGAUUCUGCAAAAUAAGUGCUACUUCCCUGCAGUUAAUACGUGUUGUUAUUGCGAUUAAAAGCAUUAUUGUGUUUUUAAUUAAGAUUGGAAGGAAAAAAAUACAAAAAAAAAACCCCACAAUGACAGUCCAGACGUGAUGUCCCAUUGAAGCAGAAUGAUUAGCAGAAGGUUUUUGUCUGAAAUCAGGUGCUGUGUUAUUCAUUUUCAUGUCUGGGGUAUUGAACGACUUCUCCGAACCCUCCUUUAAUUAUCCUCCGGAUGAAUCAAAUCCAGCCGUUUUCCCAGAUGAAAAUACAAAACAACAGCCUU
Molecule: messenger RNA, 2609 nt
Organism: Tachysurus fulvidraco (yellow catfish)
Lineage: Eukaryota; Metazoa; Chordata; Actinopteri; Siluriformes; Bagridae
Gene: c1ql3b
Product: complement component 1, q subcomponent-like 3b
Exons: 2
Coding region: 264-1019 (251 amino acids)
Molecular function (GO): protein binding
Source: RefSeq, a predicted model, not a curated record